AGAAGAAGAAGGUUUAUUUUAAGCUGUCUCUGGGGAGGGGAGGGGGGGUCGACCUUUUCCCACAAUGCACCGGCAGAGAGCUAAGGCGCCUUUUGCUGUCCCUGCCUGUCAACAAGGAGGAGGCUCCGCUUCAUUGAAACAUUAACGCAUGAAAACACCAGCACGCUGCCGCUGUGGAACCCCAUCCUCCGCGUUUCGUCGUUCUCGUUGACCCACAGCGACAUGGCUCCGUUCAGCUUACUGGCAGCAGGUGUUAGCCUGGUGGCGAAGUCCUUCAGCCUCUGGUCCUGCACGAACUCACUGGCACGGUGUACCAGUGUCCUCCCAGUGAAAUGUUUUACCUCCCAGGCCAGCGGCCCGCCAAAGAGACCUGUUAAUGGCUUCGUUAGAUUCGCCCUGCAACAGCAGCCAAUCAUGGCCAGACAAAACCCAGAAGUCAAGUUUGUGGAUAUCAUCAAGAAGAUUGCCGUGCAGUGGAGAACGAUGAGCCCAGAACAGAAACGGCCGUUUGAAGAGGCCUUUCAGCUGGCCAAGGAGAAGUUUAAGGUGGACUUCGAACGCUACCAGGCCCAGCUGACUCCAGCACAGAUCCAGCAGAAAUCCCUGGAGAAGAAGGAGAGGAUGGCCAAGAGGAAGGCCAUACGCAAGAAGAGAGAAUUGACCAACCUGGGGAAGCCUAAACGUCCUCGCUCUCCAGCCAACAUCUACAUGUCGGAGCAUUUUGAGGAGGCCAGGGGAGACAACACACAAAUAAAGAUGAAGUCACUGAUGGAAGACUGGAAGAAUAUGUUCAGCCACCAGAAACAGGUCUACACACAGCUGGCGCAGGAUGACAAAAUUCGCUAUAAGAAUGAGAUGAAAUCAUGGGAGGACCACAUGUUGGAAAUUGGAAGAGAAGACCUGAUCCGAGAGGGGACCCUGUCUGCCAGGAAAAAAACUGCUCAAGCCGCAGCACCCAAGAAAGCUAAAGCGAAGAAGGCCACUGCCAAAGGAAUGUCUACUGCAACCAGGAAGGCAACAAAAAGUAGCUCAACUGUCAGGACGACCACUAAGAGAUAAGAUGUUCGUAUCUACUGAGUCUAGAGAAGAAGGUGUUCAUGAAGACAGGAGACCUGACGACCCAGGACUGUGCCCCCAGUUUUUUUUCUUUUUCAAGCUUGAAA
Molecule: messenger RNA, 1163 nt
Organism: Paralichthys olivaceus (Japanese flounder)
Lineage: Eukaryota; Metazoa; Chordata; Actinopteri; Pleuronectiformes; Paralichthyidae
Gene: tfam
Product: transcription factor A, mitochondrial
Biological process (GO): transcription initiation at mitochondrial promoter; regulation of transcription by RNA polymerase II
Molecular function (GO): DNA binding, bending; transcription cis-regulatory region binding
Source: RefSeq, a predicted model, not a curated record